AUGCUCUUGCCGCUCCUGGUCCUCCUCUCAGCGGUGGUGUGGGUGGAUGCAGACGGAUACUGCUACAGCGAGCCCGAGUGCGGUCCUUACGCCUGGGGGGACCUCACUCCCUCCUGUCACCCGCUGCUGGAGGAGCAUCACUCCCCCAUCGACCUGGACCUCGGGGACAUGAGGAGGGACCUGUCUCUGGGUCCUCUGCAGCUGGAGGGGUUUCUCUCACCGCAGGACGGACACUGGACCCUCAGCAACGACGGACACUCAGGUCUCUAUCACACCCUCCAGCUGCACUUCCACUGGGGCAGCCCCGCCUCCAACGGCUCGGAGCACACACUCGCCCGCCGCAGGUUCCCCAUGGAGAUGCACGUGGUCAAUGUGAAGUCGGUCCAUCCUAACGUCUCUGCGGCGCUGGAGGAUCCGACCGGACUCGCCGUGCUCGCCGUCUUCAUUGACGUUGUUUAUGCAGAUAACAUUCACUUCAGUCACAUUUCUGGAAAGCUCUCGUCUGUCGCCCACAAAGGACAAACGGUGAAAGUGAAGCCUUUUCCACUGAUGAGCCUCCUGCCGAAGAACCAGCUGAGUCAGUAUUUCAGGUACCAUGGCAGCUUGACCACGCCCCCCUGCUCCCAGGCCGUGGUCUGGACCGUCUACCAGACCCCCAUCAACAUCUCAUGGACUCAGCUCGCUCAGUUCACGUCGCAGGUGUUCUCCACAGAAGAAGACGCAGAGCUGCUCACUCCUCUGCAGAACAACUACAGACACAUCCACCCCACGUUCAGCCGCACGGUCUCUGCCUCCCAGGACGUUCACCUGGUCUCCGGGGCCGCAGGUCUUCACACCGAGCCCUGGGUCACACUGGGACUGUGUCUACUCUGGCUCUUCCCCUCAGGACUGUAG
Knipowitschia caucasica is the source of this 894-nucleotide messenger RNA. Lineage: Eukaryota; Metazoa; Chordata; Actinopteri; Gobiiformes; Gobiidae. The record is from the annotation of a GenBank genome assembly.